Molecule: messenger RNA, 6132 nt
Organism: Pristis pectinata (smalltooth sawfish)
Lineage: Eukaryota; Metazoa; Chordata; Chondrichthyes; Rhinopristiformes; Pristidae
Product: transient receptor potential cation channel subfamily M member 6-like
Exons: 39
Coding region: 1-6132 (2043 amino acids)
Biological process (GO): protein phosphorylation; protein tetramerization; monoatomic cation transmembrane transport
Cellular component (GO): apical plasma membrane
Molecular function (GO): ATP binding; protein serine/threonine kinase activity; monoatomic cation channel activity
Source: RefSeq, a predicted model, not a curated record
AUGGGAGCUCCCGAACAAUUCCACCUGGUCUAUGGGAUUGGGCCAGAUGAUGUGUGGACCAAGAGGUCGUGGAUAGAAGGAGUUUUCUAUAAGCGAGAAUGUGGAAAAAUUAUAACCAGUUCAAGAGAUUCGCACAGGUGUCUUCCAGGAUGCCAGAUUUGUCAGAACCUAGUGCGAUGCUGCUGUGGCCGACUGGUUGGGGAUCACUCUGGCUUGGAUAGUAAAUUGCCAGUCUAUUUAUCAGCCCGUGAUGAUGAAGAGGAGGAGUGGUGUGUUGAGAAUCACACCAUUGCGAGUCCAACUGAUGCUUUUGGUACCAUAGACUUCCAGGAUGGUGCUUAUUCCUAUCGAGCUAAGUAUAUCAGAGUCUCGUAUGAUACAGAAAUGCAUCAGUUGCUUCAUCUGAUGCUGAAGGAAUGGCUGAUGGAACUACCAAAGCUGCUGAUAUCUGUCCAUGGAGGUAGCCAGAACUUUGAACUUCCUCCAAAAGUCAAACAGAUCUUUGGCAAAGGACUUAUCAAAGCAGCUGAGACCACUGGAGCCUGGAUUGUGACUGAGGGCAUCAAUACAGGAACUGCUAGACAUGUCGGUGAUGCAGUAAGAGAUCACACUUCUCCAUAUUUACGGAAAAUCUGUAUAAUAGGAAUUACUCCCUGGGGAGUCAUUGAAAACAACAGAGAUUUGAUAGGAAAAGAUGUUGUAUGUCCCUAUCAAAUGCUUGGGAAUCCCCUGAGCAAGCUGACCAGUUUAAAUAGCAAGCAUUCACAUUUCAUCCUGGUUGAUGAUGGGACUGUUGGCAAGUAUGGUAAUGAAAUGAAGCUAAGAAGAAAGCUGGAAAAAUAUAUUGCACUGCAGAAAAUCCAUUCUCGAAUGGGCCAAGGUGUCCCUGUGGUGGGGCUGGUGAUUGAAGGCGAUCCCAAUGUCAUCCUGACAGUAUGGGAAUACGUAAGAGAAGCUCCUCCUGUGCCUGUUGUUGUGUGUGAAGGAACAGGCAGGGCAGCUGAUCUCCUGGCUUUUAUCCAUAAACAUACUGCAGAUGGUGGGAAAUUGUAUCCUGGCUUGGAAGUUGAAUUGAUAUUAAUGAUCCAGAAGACCUUUAAUUUUGGACAGAAGCAAUCAGAUCAUUUAUUUAAAAUUCUUAUGGAAUGUAUGGAGCACAGAGAAUCGAUUACAAUAUUUGAUGCAGACUCGGAAGAACAGCAGGACAUUGACCUGGCAAUCUUAACUGCGCUCCUCAAAGGUACAAAUACUUCUGCAUCAGACCAGCUAAGUUUGGCACUGGCAUGGGACAGAGUGGAUAUUGCCAAGAGAAACAUUUUGGUUUAUGGGCAACAUUGGAAGGUGGGCUCUCUGGAGCAAGCCAUGCUUGAUGCUUUGUUAAUGGAUCGGGUGGACUUUGUGAAACUACUCAUUGAGAAUGGAGUGAGCAUGCAUCACUUUCUCACCAUCUCCAGGCUCGAGGAACUCUACAACAUGAAACAAGGUCCAACUAAUCUUUUGUUGCAUCACUUGGUUCGCGACAUGAAGCAGAGCAACCUACCACCUGGUUACAAGGUUACCCUGAUUGAUAUUGGUUUGGUGAUGGAAUACCUGGUUGGAGGUGCAUACAGAAGCAGCUAUACACGGAAAUCCUUCAGGCUCUUCUAUAACAGCCUUUACAGACAGCACAAGCGAGUUGGCCGUCUUAGUGUAACCAGUUUCACUCAAAGCUGGACCCAUCAUUCCCUGGACCAGAACAGAGAACCAGCUUCCAGAAUGGGAAGUGGUGAGCAGAGACUACAUUCCCAGUUCAUUAGAACAGCCCAGCCAUACAAACGCAAGGAGAAAUCUGUUUCACUUUCUAAGUCAAAAAGGAAGCAAAAAGAGGAUGUAAGUUUUUCAGAAGAUCAUGAUUCUGCAGGUUUUAUUUAUCCCUAUAAUGAUCUACUGGUGUGGGCGGUGCUGAUGAAACGACAAAGGAUGGCCAUGUUCUUCUGGCAGCAUGGUGAAGAAGCCAUGGCGAAGGCAGUGGUAGCCUGCAAACUGUACAGAGCCAUGGCUCAUGAGGCUAAGCAGAGUAACAUGAUGGAGGAUACCUCAGAACAGUUGAAACAAUAUUCCAAGGAAUUUGGCCAGCUUGCUGUGGACCUUUUAGAUCAUGCGUUCAAGCAGAAUGAGCGAAUGGCCAUGAAGUUGCUGACCUAUGAGCUGAGGAACUGGAGCAACUCCACUUGUUUGAAACUGGCCGUGUCAUCUCGACUUCGACCAUUUGUUUCCCACACCUGCACUCAAAUGCUCCUAACUGAUAUCUGGAUGGGACGGCUGAACAUGAGGAAGAACUCGUGGUUUAAGGUAAUUCUGAGCAUUCUUCUGCCUCCCAGCAUUCUGAUGUUGGAGUUUAAGAGCAGGGCUGAAAUGUCCCACAUCCCCCAGUCUCAGGAAUCGCAUCAGUUUGCUCGACAGUACAGUUUCCAAAACGCCAAUACUGCCAAGGAUGAGCAGCCUCCUAUGGACUAUGACUCAGAAAAAGGAACAGAAAAAUCCAAAGGAAGUCAAGAUGAGAUCGUUGGUACAAGACAGAGGGGGCUGCCUUGGACAAGAAAAGCCUAUGAAUUUUACAAUGCACCUAUUGUCAAGUUCUGGUUCCACACGAUUGCCUACUUGGUAUUUCUGAUGCUGUUUACCUACACGGUGUUGGUGAAAAUGGAGCCCUUGCCCAGUGUCCAAGAAUGGAUUGUCAUCAUUUACAUUUUCACAAAUGCUGUGGAGAAAGCCAGAGAGAUCUUAAUAUCAGAGCCAGGAAAAUUCAGCCGGAAGGUUAAAGUUUGGGUCCAAGAAUACUGGAACUUCAAUGAUUCUGUAGCUAUAAUUCUAUUUGCUGUUGGAUUUGGUUUACGCUGGACUAACCAGCCAUUGCAGAUUGCUGGAAGGAUUAUAUACUCCUUGGAUAUUAUAUUUUGGUUUGUGAGGCUUCUGGAUUUCUUUGCCGUUAAUCAGCAUGCAGGUCCAUACUUGACAAUGAUCGGGAAAAUGACGGCUAACAUGUUCUAUAUAGUGAUAUUAAUGGCAAUUGUCCUCUUGAGCUUUGGGGUGUCAAGAAAGGCCAUACUUUCUCCAUCAGAACAACCUUCCUGGCGUCUUGCUCGAGAUAUAGUGUUCCAGCCUUACUGGAUGAUAUUUGGUGAAGUCUACGCUGGUGAAAUUGAUCCAUGUGAAGAAAAUGAAGAUUGCCCUCCUGGUUCAUUUCUUAAUCCUUUCCUUCAGGCAGUUUAUCUGUUUGUACAAUACAUUAUACUGGUCAAUCUGCUCAUUGCUUUCUUCAACAAUGUGUACUAUGAAAUAAAAUCCAUAUCUAAUAAACUUUGGAAAUAUAAUCGCUACCGCUACAUUAUGACCUAUCGUGAAAAGCCAUGGCUGCCACCGCCACUUAUUAUUUUCAGUCACAUAGCUUUGCUUUUGAGUCGAAUAUAUCAACAUCGAGCAAAAAAUGAAGUGGACCAAGAGGAAGAUGAUGUUGGUUUAAAGUUGUAUCUGAGUAAGGAGGAGUUGAAAAAGCUUCAUGACUUUGAGGAGCUAUGUGUUGAGAAAUACUUCCAUGAGAAAAAUGAGCAUCUUCAUUCAAGUGACAAUGAAAGAAUUAGAGUAACAACUGAAAGAGUGGAAGAAAUGGCAAUGCAUUUGAAAGAAGUAAAUGAAAAAGUACAUUUUGUCAAGGAAUCCUUGCACUCUUUGGACAGCCAACUUGGACACCUGCAGGACCUCUCUGCUCUCACUGUGGACACUCUGAAAGUGAUCUCUGCUGUGGACAGUUUAAAAGUGGAUGAGGCAUUUCUGGGGAAAAGCACAGAAAACAGUGACUUUCGAAAGUUGCCACAAGGCUGCACAAAUGAGAUUCAUUUGAAUCACUCGGACAAUUUUUCUGUUGAAGUUCAAGCAAAGCAAAAUUAUUAUAGUAAUCCACCUUCACUCCUUCAGAGCUUGUGUUAUCCCAAUUCGUGUGCUAUAACUGAAUCACCUAAAUCAGAAAAGCAAGAUGAUAACAAUCAGAUGGUGAAUGUUGACCAAGGGCUUUCUAAGCAAAAAGAAUUGGAAGGUGGUACAGUCAUGGCUGUUGUGUCAUCUGAGCCCAUGUCACCUCAUAAGUGUGAACAGUUAUUCCUGAUCCCCUCUCCUCUUGAAAGCCCCAAGUGUACAGAGGUCCGCUUUAAUAUGUCACUUCCGUGCACUCCAACAUUUACCAAGUUAAAUUUGAUAGCUCAAAAGCAAACUGAUAGUCCAUGCAGCAUCCCAAUUCAGCUCAGCUUUCAAAGGAUGGUUCCUAACCACAAUGAAGCUGACAAUCAUGAUGGAAAACAGGGGGAUGUUGCUCACGUGUCACCUGUGAGGACUGAUAAACUUUCAUUAAGUUCACUGACUCCUUCCAUUAUUAAUGAUUCUUCCCUGGUACCAACCAGCCACAGUGAAGGUGGUUACAUCAACUGGGCAUUCAAUGAAGAUGAUGAACAGGGGGUCUUCAGUGCAAGUUUAAAGAAUCAAAAUAUAAAACAUUCUUUGCGCGAUAUGGAUUGUAAUUAUGAGGAUGGUGGAUCAUGUCAUACUCAUGUGAAAAAAGCUCGAUCCUUGUCCUGGAACUCAGAAACAUCUGGGCGUAGCACAGAAGGUCUGGUAUCUUUCUCCAGACACGGUAUUUCCUAUUGGAUUAAUCCACUGAGGAAACACAACUCUUCUCGAUGGAAAAGCUUCAGGUUAAAGAUUCAAAAGGAAGAAAAUCAGUGGCGGAGAAGUAAAAUGAAAGCCUUUACAAAAUCAUCACAACUUUACCACUCAAUGAGGUCAAAAUCAAAGUCACAAAAUGAGGAGAAAGCAUUGUUCAAAGAACAGAAGAAACUUCCAAAUCUGCAGGUACCGGUAAUCACAGUGGACAGAUGCUUUCAGAAGAGCCUGGACUCUGAUCAACAAGGCAACACUGGAAGUGAGGAGAAUGUGGAAGAGAAAGAAAGUAACAAAAACUGGUUAACUGUUUCCACUUUCAACCAGAUCAGUUAUGAGGCAAACAGUUGUUCAAAUGAAAAAGUUCAUAAUCAAGAAGCCAGCACAUUAUCCAAGCCAUACAAUGAAGUUUUGAGGACCUCAUUUGAGGAUUUGGCUGAAGGCUCGCUUUGGCAGAAUAGGAGUAAUUUAAGUAGGAAAUCCUCGUCAAAUUCAUGCAUUAUUGAAGGAUAUGGUACCUCAUUUAAAACAUCACACGAUCUGAACUAUCAUUACUCUGCUGUUGAAAGAAAUAACUUAAUGAGGCUUGCACAGACGAUACCAUUCACUCCUAUCGAUCUCUUUGCGGGUGAGGAGGUAACCAUCUACCAACUGGAGGAGAGUUCAUCGGUGAACCUGGACAAAAGCAUGUCCUCCUGGUCCCAGCAUGGCUUGGCCGCCAUGAUUCACGUCCUUUCGAGGGAGGAAAUGGAUGGGGGUCUUCGCAGGGCUAUGAAGGUGUGUUGCACUUGGUCUGAAGAGGAGGUGCUGAAAACUGGGCAGACAUAUAUCAUCAAGUCCUUCCAGCCUGAGGUAGUCAAAACCUGGCAGAAAGUCUUCAGUGAAGGCACAGUGUUGCAUCUCUGUCUGAGGGAAAUCCAACAGCAAAGAGCUGCACAAAAACUCAUUCAUAGAUUCAAUCAAAUGAAGCCUCAAUCUAUCCCUUACACUCCAAGAUUUCUGGAAGUUUUUCUGGUGUACUGCCAUUCCGCUGAUCAGUGGCUAACGAUGGAGAAAUACAUGAAUGGUCAGUUCAGAAAGUACAACAACAACAACGGAGAUGAGAUAAUCCCAACAAAUCUUAUGGAAGAGAUGAUGCUAGCCUUUUCCCACUGGACUUUUGAAUACACGAGAGGGGAACUCCUUGUGCUGGAUUUACAAGGCGUUGGUGAAAAUCUUACAGAUCCAUCUGUUAUUAAAGCUGAGGAGAAAACGUCACAGGAAAUGGAGUUUGGCCCAGCUAACCUUGGAGAAGAAGCAAUCAGAAACUUCACUGUAAAACAUCACUGUAAUACCUGCUGCAAAAAGCUUAAGCUCCCAGAUUUGAGAAGAAAUUUUUACAAUCCAGGAAAAAUAAACACUCCACUUGAAGACGAUGCCUUGGAAGUGAACACACGAUUGUAA